Molecule: messenger RNA, 1713 nt
Organism: Oncorhynchus kisutch (coho salmon)
Lineage: Eukaryota; Metazoa; Chordata; Actinopteri; Salmoniformes; Salmonidae
Product: cyclin-dependent kinase 4 inhibitor D-like
Exons: 3
Coding region: 379-915 (178 amino acids)
Cellular component (GO): nucleus
Molecular function (GO): protein binding
Source: RefSeq, a predicted model, not a curated record
GAAGACAUCAACGUCCGCAAAAUUGCCCGCCUUCUACGCUAUGGCUUCUCAUUGGUCGACUCAACUGUUACCACAGUGAUACUGUAGCAACCAGUGACUGUAUGGUGGCAACCAAGUCAUUACUCCACCCACCUCGCCAUUCAACGCGCUGAUUGGUCGAGAUACGUUCUGUCCAAUGUUUGUAAAUGUUGGUUGGGUAAACGGUAACGUAGUUCUCAGCGCGCAAAUUAAAGGUCCUGCAGCCUUCAAAGUUAUUCAACAUUUACCUGCUGUGAUUUAUUUCAAAAGUAUCUCGAAAAAAGGACAGAAAAGAAGAGCCUGUAACGGUCGGGAUCAUUUCAAAACAGACAAGGGAGAAAAUAUAGAAAUCCGUCCACAAUGGUCCUGAGUCAGAGUGAUGCGGCGAAGAGCCUGACCGCUGCCGCAGCCAAGGGAAAUACGGACGAGAUCAGGAGGAUGCUAGGGCCGGAAUGCAGAGUGCAUCCCGAUACUGUCAAUCAAUUUGGAAAGACCGCUCUACAGGUGAUGAUGAUGGGCAACUCCAACGUGGCCAGCUUACUGUUGGAGCACGGAGCUGACCCAAAUAUCACAGACCGGCGAGGAGUCUCACCGGCACAUGAUGCGGCACGCACUGGCUUCGUGGACACACUCCGGGUUCUGGUGGAGUUCGGCGGGUCAGUCAACAGGCCAGACCACACCGGCACCCUACCCAUCCACAUAGCUAUCCGAGAGGGCUACCGGGACGUCAUUGAGUUCCUUGCACCUCUCUCCAACCUGAAACACCCCAACACCAGUGGAGAGACAGCUGUUGACCUUGCCCGAGCCUCAUCGUCAUGUACACCGGACGUGGUAGAGCUUCUAGAGAGACAGCUGGAGUCUAAAGUGUUCUCUCACUCCCCACCUCUCCCUCUUUAGGAGUUAGAUGGACUCUACCACCAACCCCCCUCCCCCCCUCUCUCUAUGCCAAAUUGGAUGGUUCAUAGACUCCCCUGCUACAUCUACCCUACCUACACUCUCCUCUCAAAACCUGGUGACUUGAAUUCAUUGAUGUAAACUUUACUUUGUAAAGUAUGAUUUUUAGUAACUGGUCGAGGUUGACUUGUGUUUACCGUCCUGUUUUGGCAGCUUAUGGAAGAAUAAGUAUGGUGGACAUUAUUUGGACACCAUUUUUGCACAGAGCAAAGCACCUUUUGAUGGUAAAUUUGACCUCUUCCCCCCCUUUGAUUCAGGAGUGCACACUUGUACAUGGCUUUAUUAUUGAGUGUUUGUGAUGACUUAUAUUGCAUUAUUAUUCCUCACUGAAGGAAAUUGAACUGUUUUUUCAAACUUUGAUAUUUUGACUUGACAUGGUGUAUCCCAUGAUGACUGCAUUGCAUGGUAGUUGUGUUUAUCUUUGAAAACGUGUCUUUUAUUAGGCAUAUUUAGAAUUUUUGGGAAUUUUACAUGUAUUUAUUUAUUGAAAAUAUUCUUAUGAACUUUUGUAAAUAGCUACAUUUAUUGUCGAUUUUGUUUUUUUGAGAUGUUAUUUAUAUACAAAUACUAUUGAAAAUGAAAAAAUUAAGUAUUAAUUCCUUUUUGGAAGACUGAAGCACAAAAUAAAGUGUUUAACUUGACCUUUUUUGUUUCUAUUCUAUGGGACUUGGCUAGAGUUACUGUUGGUAAAAUAGCUACAACAGGUUAUACAAUUAGAAUGUCUCACUAUUAAAAUUCAGA